UAUUAUUUCCACUCAAGGACACUAAAAAUUAUAAUGGAGAGGACACCAACACAUCGUUUUGCAACAGUAAAAAUAAAGUAAUGUGAGAUGAUGAGUGAAUGAUAUCUUUGUGACUUUAGUGGACUUCUCCUACGCUCUUUGAGCGGAUAUGGUUAUGAAUACCUUUGAUCUGGACAUCGGGAAUGGAGUUCUAUUGAGUAAUGAUUUCAAGCUGCAGGUUGAGUUCUACAUUGGUUGUCUGCAACCAUGGUCACUACCAUUCAAGAGCACCUCCCUUCCAAACGUGGCUACUACACCUUCAGCCGACGGAUGCAAAUAAACAGCACUCGUGGACGAAACUAUAGUCAGUAGAGCACACCAAUAUGACCUUAAGUGGCGAAGCUGAAGGUCGACUCGACUGUAUUACAGCAUCUGUUGCUCAGAGAAGAGGAAUGAAGGGUCUUUGCAUCUUGUCAACAUUCCUUCCUCAUCCUUCGAAUCAUCACCGAGAUGGCAGAGCUUCAAUACCAACGGUUCCGAAAGGGCAACAUCGUUGAAGAAGUUUGUGUUAAAACUGCUUCCACCAAGGCAACCAAUGACUGCCCGCCAUGCUUUGUGCUUUUGCAAGACAUUCGAGAUGUGUUUCCGGAUGCACUGCGCUUCAAGCUGAAUGAGCAUCCCAUCCCAUUCCUUUCGGAUGCUGAUGGCAACAGAAUCGAGCCUCCGCGUAUUGCAUUCUAUCCUGACAAGAUCCUGGACAUCAUUACAGAACCACCACAGUGCUGCAACUGCGGCAGUAGCAACACCAUCGUCCAUUUGCCGACAUUGGGAGAGUCGAAAAACUUGGCUUUUCAUGACCUUCUUUUGUCAUUAUCAAACUUUGUCCAACCUUCUAAUAACGAGAAUUUCAACUCUCACUUUGAAGAGACUAAGAAAUUGCUGAUGGAGGCCAGUAAUGAGGGGAUUAAGCUGCAAUUAGAGUCUAAGAAGAAGGACGAUAGAAUGCUUGAACUGCAGUUGGAGGCUAAGGAGAAGGACGACAUGAUGAUUGAAAUGCAGAAGAAGAUGCUUCAACUGCAAUUCGAGGCCAAGGAGAAGGACGAAAGAAUGCUUGAAAUGCAACGGCAACCACUCGGCAGACUUGCCAUCCUGCAAAAGAAAGCUGGAGCUAUCCUUGUCCAGAAGUUUGAGCCACACGAGUAUCCAGUUCCUCGACUGUUUAUCAUUUUACCUGCCGAUCGUACCAAGUGGGACCCAAUGAAUGUCUUGAGGAACAAGGCGCGCCUUCAUUUCUUAUGCGAACAUGGGGAUAACACUGCAAAGACAGAUAAGAAUUGGCACGACCAAAUCCACCUUGCCAGACAUGAAGGAUAUGAGAUCCGGAACAGCACAGAGUUCUUUCAAAAGUAUGGAAAAUAUAUAGUUAUCCUUUUACAGUGGUUGAAGUUGGGGAUAGGAGCUGCUUCAGGUACUUCUCUGCCAUCAGUCCCAAAGCUGCUCGAUGCCGGCAUUGAUUAUUCAAUCAAGUAUAUGGAGCAGCUCUCUAAAGCGAAUCCAGCUCUGAGCAACAUCAACACAAUCGAUGACUUUGAGGCACUUGAAGGAGCAGAUCUUCGCCAACUGAGCAAACUCCUUCAAACCAAGGAUGAAGACUGGCAACUUGGCAACUUGUACAGGAUUACGACAGAAACAGGCCAUGUCAGAUGGGUUUGUGUCGACCACUACCGCUCAACAUAUAACGAGAGAGAACAGGAGGCGUUUGAAAAUGUAGUGGAGGUGGAGAUGAACCGUAGCAAGAAUACGUGGCACUGGGACAAGGAUACGUGGGACUGGAACAAGUAUGAGUCGCAUCUUGGCAAAGUGACUAUCACAUUGAGAUCCAGAAAUGCAGCAAGAGAAUUCUACAAUGCUCUGACCAAUGCAAAACAUGUGUACGAGAUGGAUAUUGCAUUAUUCUGGUAUUGGACUCGGACAGAUCUUAAAGCAUUAGAGAAAGCUCUAAAAGUGUCGAAUGUAUCGGUUCUUCGACUUAAUCUUGAGCAGCCUCAAGAAAGUAUUACCAUGGAAAUACUUCCAAUAUUACUUCCAAUAACCAUACCAUAUAAGAUGCUUGUUCGCAUCAUAUCACUUCGCAGAAUGAAGUCAAUCUGUAUUGUACUAUCUUCGGAUAUGAUCAAGCUUUCGAAUUUACCGAGUAAAAAACUACCACAUCUUCAUGAGUUAUCCUUUGAGAUAAGUCCUCGGAAGAUGGGAGCAAAUGCUUUUCGAGGACUUGUAAAUUCACUCAAGACCGAUGUGCCCUUGACGAGUUUGGACUUAGGGGACAACGCAAUUGGAUAUGAAGGAGUCCUGGCGCUGUCAGAGGCACUCAAGACAAACAAAGUUCUGACAAGUUUAGACUUGCUCGCCAACUCAAUUGGGAAAGAAGGAGCUCUGGCACUCUCAGAGGCACUCAAGACAAACACGACUUUGACAGAUUUGAAGUUGUUCAACAACUCUAUUGGCAAGAAAGGAGCUCAGGCACUCUCAGAGGCACUCAAGACAAAUAAGACUUUGAAAAAUUUGGAAUUGGGAGGCAACUCAAUUGGGAAAGAAGGAGCUCUGGCACUCUCGGAGGCACUCAAGACGAACAAGACUUUGGCAAAUCUGAGCUUGCUCGCCAACUCAAUUGGGAAUGAAGGAGCUCUAGCACUCUCAGAGGCACUCAAGAUAAACAAGACUUUGGCAAAUCUGACCUUGGGAUGCAACUCAAUUGGGAAAGAAGGAGCUCUAGCACUCUCAGAGGCACUCAAGACAAACAAGGCUUUGACAGAAUUGUUAUUAUUUCGGAACUCAAUUGGGAAUGAAGGAGCUCUGGCGCUCUCAGAGGCACUCAAGACAAACAAGACUUUGACAGAACUGGACUUGUGUAGGAACUCAAUUGGGCAAGAAGGAGCUCUGGCACUCUCGGAGGCACUCAAGACGAACACAACUUUGACAAACUUGAACUUGAGUGAAAACGUAAUUGGGGAUGAAGUAGUUCUGGUACUUUCAGAGGCACUCAAGACAAACAUGACUUUGACGAGUUUGAACUUGUAUUACAACUUUAUUGAGAAUGAAGGAGCUUCGGCACUGUCGGAGGUACUCAAGACAAACAUGACUUUGACAAAUUUGCACUUGGGAUACAACCAGAUUAAGAAUGAAGGAGCCUUAGCAUUCUCAGAGAUGCUCAAGACAAACACCACUCUGAAAAGGUUGGAGUUGAGAGGCAACCAAAUUUGGGAUGAAGGAGCUCUGGCACUUUCAGAGGCACACAAGGCAAACAAGGCUUUGGCAGAUUUGGACUUGCAAUAUGAAUUUUGAAGUAACUCUGACCCUGUCAGAGGUACUCAAUCCAAGGACAACACGGCAUAGCUUGGAUUACAUGCGUUUAACAUUACUAGUAGAAAAUAUAAAUGGUUUCAAUCCGCCACAGUAAUACUUGAUGCUCAGCCUCUUCUCCUACUCUGCAUUUCCACAACAUUCAUUUUUAU
This is a messenger RNA of Lobosporangium transversale, 3491 nucleotides long. RefSeq lists its product as hypothetical. Gene Ontology annotation, biological process: nucleocytoplasmic transport; activation of GTPase activity. Gene Ontology annotation, molecular function: GTPase activator activity; small GTPase binding. Bases 490 to 3321 code for a protein of 943 amino acids. The transcript is spliced from 2 exons. NCBI's taxonomy places the organism in Eukaryota, Fungi, Mortierellomycota, Mortierellomycetes, Mortierellales, Mortierellaceae. Gene Ontology annotation, cellular component: nucleus; cytosol; perinuclear region of cytoplasm. The record is from RefSeq and is a predicted model, not a curated record.